UAUAGUAACACUGACGACGACAGCAGACAGCUAUCAAUCAAAAUCAAAUGAAUUAUCAAAUAUGGCCGACCGAUCCCUACCGGAUCCCUAUCGGAUCUUCGCAGUUUAUUUUAACAAAUUUUAAGAAAUAACAGAGUACUUAUUAUACGAGAUAACGUUGCCUUACAAUAUAAUGUAAGUCAAAGAGCGUAAUAAAUAUUUUUACGUGCGCUGAAGAUGCCAUUUAAUUUUGUAACCGAAACGAAAAAAGGUGUCGAUAAACCAAGAUUCUCACUAUCACUGAACAGAAAUAAUGCGCCACAUUUGAGCAACGAAAACAAGAAAAAUAACGAGAAUAUUAAAGAGAAUACAGAUCCAUGCAGUUCUGGUAAUAACAAGGAGAAUAAGCCAUUAAAGAGGCCGCUCAAAAGCAUAUAUUCCAACACGUUGAGUGCAGCAAAAAAAUUGAAGCCUCUAAGUGAAUCAUCGAAAUCUGCAGGUCCCACAGUAAAUAGGGACACAGCAACCCUAAAGCAUUCAGACAGAACAUUGAAUCCAGAGCUAGCAAUUCUGGAGGAGGGAGAAUCAAGCUCGGUCAUGUUGAAUGGCCACCACCCUCCUGACACUCAAUAUGGAGGGGUGCAGAAGAAGAUGCCUGUGUCUUCACUGUCCAAUUUGGGGAACACUUGUUUUCUCAAUAGUGUGCUUUAUACUUUGAGGUAUGCACCUCGGUUCCUGCACAACCUUCACCAUUUAGUGUCAGAUCUGGCCAGUGUUGAGCAAAAGUUGGGCAGCAUCAGGCUCAAAAGUUCUUCAUUGGGUCGGAGUGCUGCGGGCUUAGUAUCAUCUGGGACUAGAUCAUGGAGUAGCAAGGACUUGUUGUCAUUAGGCCAGUCAGAUAAUAGUUCUGGAAAAAGUAAAAUACAGAUAGCGACAGAAAAACUUCACGAGACCUACUUUAAUCUUCGUGCAGCUGAGAACAAAUGUCUGAACAGCACCAAUUCUGAGGCUACCCCUGAGCCAUAUGCAGCGGAUGCCUUCUUGGCUGCUCUUAGAGAUGUUAAUUCUACUUUUGAAGGUAAUCGACAGCAGGACGCUCAUGAAUUAUUAGUUUGUAUUUUGGACAACAUACGGGAGACCUGCAGAGCGCUGAGUGCGCGCGCUGCUCGACUACAGAUGCACGAAAACGGAGACAGUAACGGCAUAGGCCGCCAGCCAAGCUUAGAUGGAGACAACGGGAAACCAACAUUAGGAAAUCUUCGUAAGUCGUGGAAGAAACGCAAAGAAAUCAAGGCAAUCAACGACAAAAGGAAUUCUCCGACUGAAGAACGGGAACCGUCGCCUGUGGAUGCUGAGAAAGAUGAGCGGUCGAGACCAGGAUGGGACUUUGUGGCUGAAGAUUUUGAAGGUACGAUGGUAGUGCGGACCAUGUGCUUAGAAUGUGAAGCGGUCACUCAGAAGGCGCAGGCUGUUUGUGAGUUGUGCGUUCCGGUUGGCGAAGAAGAACCAGGAGCGGAACCGUUCCGGGCGGCCUGCCUGUCUACAGAAUACCUGCGUGAUCAGAACAAGUAUUGGUGCGAACGUUGUCUACGGUACAACGAAGCUCGUCGCAGCGUCACUUAUUCGAGACUGCCGCGGUUGCUGGUACUACAGUUGAAACGAUUCAGCGGGGGAAUGGAAAAGAUAACAAGACAUGCACCGACGCCUCUACUUAUGCCUUGUUUCUGUGAGCCUUGCGCUUCCAGACCGCCCGAGCGUGCACCACAGCACAGAUACAUCCUAUGGGCAGUGAUAAUGCACCUCGGUCAGACCCUAACAGGCGGGCAUUACGUUGCUUAUGCGCGCGAUAGUUCUUGUGACUUCAAGUGCUCUCGUGAAGGUAGCGGUGAUGCCACCACAACCUCCUCGUCUUCUUUCAUGAGGACGCUCUUCAACCGACCUCGCCACCCGCCCACUGGCUGUGCAGCUAAGGAAUGUUGCGUCCCAAGACCUAGAACAGAACCAUGCUGGCUCGCAUGUGACGAUGAACUUGUUAAACCCAUAUCGAAUGAGGAAUUCGAAGAUCUCUUGUCGGCUGAACCGAAAAUGAGAUCUGCCGCAACUCCCUAUCUCCUGUUUUAUGUGAAAAGUGAAGUGGGCUAGUUGCAGCCAUGCUGUGUCCCAGUGUUCACGGUGAAUGUCCACUGUGGUUGCGAGGAAGGAGCACUCUAACGUGGAUUUGAUUCGACAAUAAUUUCAGAACAUUUUGAAUACAUUUUUGGUAAGACCUCCAUAUUUUUGUAAGUAUUUGUUUCAAUCAAAAAUGCAAUCUUAUUUUUUCCCUCAUGCGUUCUAGAGGCUCCAAAUCGCGAAACGAAUUCACUGAAGAAAUAAAACUAAAUUACUAUUAUGGAAUCCUUUGGAAUAAGGCAGAAAGUGUCUAAAGACCUCGCAUAAACAUUCACAGUAUUUAUCAAAAACAUUUUUUUUUUUUAUAUCUCUAAAAAUGCCUAUUUUCAUUGGGCGCCAUGAUCAUUGUAAUUGUAGCUGCUUAAAAGACAUGUAACAGACAAGAUAGGCACAGACUAUUAUUGUUUGCCUGAAGUGAUAUUAAGAUUGUAGCGAGCUAAUGCUAUUAGUUAGAUAAAUAGACAAUUUAAUAUUAUUUUGUUCACACACUUGUUACAAACUGACAAAAUAUGUAUUUUUAAUAGUUUGUAAACAACCCCUGUAACAAAAUGGAAAUUAAUGCAAUACACACUACACCGGUGACAACUUAACAUUGCCCUUUUUUUUAUAAACUUCAUAAUAUGUUGGUUCCAUACUUUUCUUCUAAACAGAUUAAACUAUUAGUUCAUUCAACUGGUAAAAUUCUAUGAAUGCUAGAUCUUUAUAAACAACUGCAUUGAGCCACUACCAUAUCUAUAUUAAUUGUAGCAUUCACAUAAAAUUUACAAAAUUAAAUCCCUCAGUUGACUACACUUAUUGAUAUUAAGAUGAAAUACAGAAUAGAUUGUGGCAACAAUAUCCAAGGAAGAAAAAAUGUCACGACAAAUGAAUAGAUAAAGUACAAUUUGCAUUAAUUCCCAUUAUCUUAAUUUGAAUAGUGCUCUGUACUUUUCUACUUAAUUUCUAUUUUUAAAAUGUAUGAAUGGCCUAAAUUAUUUGUUAAUUUUGUAAACAAAUUAUAAGCAAACACAUCUAAUGGAAACUAGCUUUUGUUUGCACUUCUAAUUGAUUAAUGGUGCCGUAUUUCAGAAUUGUAAGCAGUUCUACUAAAACAAUUUAUAAACUGCUGAUAUUAUUUAGACUACUGUUAAACAUGAAUUAUGGAUGACAAGCCUUAAUAGGUUGUGGCUUACUAUUAAUUCUGAUGUUUUAUGAUACAUUCAUCAAAAUAUGUAUAAAUUCCAGGAAACUUAACCGCAGAACAUAAUGUGCCCCAGCAUCUAGUAUGUACCAGUUACAUACCUACCUCAUUUCGUUUCGUUUUUCAAAAACAAAUUCUUUUCUUAAGUCAUAGACAAGAUAACAAUCUUGUUUAAUGUCAUAAAAGAAACCAGAGAUCAAAAGAGAAAAUUCUCUUAGGAAACACAACAAUCUUGAUACAUUACGGUGUUUGAUAUGUUUAUAGUAAAUAUUGCGAAAAAGCGACAUUUCAAUAUGGUCGUCGACAAGCACAAAUUUCCAUCAAUAAAUUCAACCUCACGUUUUUUAUGAAGAUAUGCUAAGGUUUCGUAAUUUUUAUAAACAUUUAUUAUACAACGCACAUUAGUUUAUUUGUGUUAAUAUAAUAUAACAAAAAUAUAAUACCUAUUUAAAACAAUAAUCAUGUAAUUUAACCUCAAAAAAUAAGUAUUGAUGUAAUUUAUGUAAUUUCAAGAUUAUCCUUUGAUAAACUUUGUCAAAUACCUACCUAUAUAAUUAUAUUAAUUUUGUAAUAAACUGUCCUAAGAACUCGUACAUUUCAGAGAAAAUGGUACUGGUUGUCAUUCUUGCUUAAUGUAAAAUAUUAUAUCAUUAUUAUUAUUACAAAACAAAUGUAAAUUGUCAGCUGAAUGUAAUUAAAAUAAGCUUUACUUUUUAUAUAAAAUUUAUAAAUGUUAAAUGUAUUUAAUUUCUUGUUUUUGAAAAUUCACUAUAAAAACCAAAAUUUAUAUUGGAAUAAAGUAAGCUAAAUCAAGAUGUGAGUUUGGUUUGAUCAUCAGUGCUCACGGUCCGCAGCCUGUUUAUAAUACUCAUCCGUGAGUGGAAGACGAUAAAGUUACUUUAAUGGAAAACUACAAAAGAAUAAUUAAGUAUAGUUUUAUUUUCAUUAAAACUAUUUUGACAUAAACUAAGUUUUCUGAGAAGGAAACGGGUCGACGUAAUGAUUUUGUCUUAUUGUUUUAUUUAAAGGAAAACUGAAAUGGUUUUGUUUAUCCUUUCAUUAUUUUCCAUAUUUCAUAUAAAUGCUUAAUUUGGUUGUAAAAUUAUGUUCCAAAAGUUGAAAUGUUCCUUGUUUCGUAAAAAUUCAUAUAAACGAAUGCGAAUGUAAAAUUACCCAA
Molecule: messenger RNA, 4505 nt
Organism: Bombyx mori (domestic silkworm)
Lineage: Eukaryota; Metazoa; Arthropoda; Insecta; Lepidoptera; Bombycidae
Gene: Usp1
Exons: 10
Coding region: 217-2121 (634 amino acids)
Biological process (GO): protein deubiquitination
Cellular component (GO): cytosol; nucleus
Molecular function (GO): cysteine-type deubiquitinase activity
Source: RefSeq, a predicted model, not a curated record